AUGUUGUGUUCCGCGGCGGAGACCAUGGCAUUGGCCGUCAAGGGCGGGCACUUUGAUGUUAAGAGCGACAGCCAGGAGCGCGCUAUUACUGGACUUGGGCUGGACUCGUCAGAGGUUGGAUUCCGCCCAGAACUCUUUGUGGACAUGUAUCGCGAGGGCGAAAAGAGAGGUCUACGGAGGACAGCUCAUGCGGGUGAAGAGGGUGACCCAACUUACAUUAGCGGAGCACUUGAUGCGUUACAAGCCGAACGCAUCGACCACGGCAUCCGUCUCACAGAAGAUCCCGAACUGCUUAGCCGAGUGGUAAAAGAGGAGGUACUACUGACGGUUUGCCCUUUGAGCAAUGUCUGCCUCCAGGCUGUGGAGAAGGUCAGCCAAGUGCCAAUCAAGACAUUCCUCGAUGCAGGUGUAAAAUUCAGUAUCAACAGCGACGACCCAGCGUACUUUGGUGGAUACAUAUUAAACAAUUAUUGCGCGGUGCAAGAGGCCUUCAAUUUAAGCAUGGAGGAAUGGAGGACAAUCGUUAGCAAUUCGAUUCACGGCAGCUGGAUAGGAGAGAAGCGAAAGUCUGAACUAUUGGGCCUGCUCGACGCUUGCAUGAACAAGCACGCUUAG
This is a messenger RNA of Alternaria postmessia, 615 nucleotides long. It is a transcript of the gene AAH1, whose product is annotated as adenine deaminase. NCBI's taxonomy places the organism in Eukaryota, Fungi, Ascomycota, Dothideomycetes, Pleosporales, Pleosporaceae. The coding region runs from base 1 to 615 and encodes 204 amino acids. The record is from RefSeq and is a predicted model, not a curated record. Gene Ontology annotation, biological process: hypoxanthine salvage; adenine catabolic process; purine ribonucleoside monophosphate biosynthetic process. The transcript is spliced from 2 exons. Gene Ontology annotation, molecular function: adenine deaminase activity. Gene Ontology annotation, cellular component: cytosol; nucleus.